CAACGCGCCGCGGUUGAAACAAAAACCCCCCUCCCUCCCCCUCGUCUUCCUCACAAAUCCCACCCCAAAAAAAAAAACGCCUCCCGGUUGCUCGCCUCUAUCCGCAUUGAAAAUCUUUGAAAGAGGUUUCGAUCCCGAAACCGCCAAGGGCCCGCCCCGCAAGUGCAUGGCAGUGAACUUCCUGGCCAAUGAGUUGUCGGACCUGUGCAUCGGCAAGCCGGCCGUGAGGUCGCUCCCGCUCUCCGCCGCCACCGGCGACCUUGCCGCCGCCCUCCGGAGGGUGUCCCGCUCUGGCGCCGCAGCCUGCGUCGCGGUGACCGGACCAGCGCGCGCCGUCGUCGGCCGGGUCGGCCCCGCGGACGUGCUCUGCCUCCUCUGCACCGACCCUGAGGCGCUCGCGCGCCCCGCCGCGGUCUUCUCCAAGCCGGUCUCCGCGCUCCUGCCUAAGGACGGCGCCGGAGAGGUCCGCCGCGUCGAUCCCCGCUCCAGUAUCUUGGAGGCCCUUGAUGCGAUUCUGAGCGGGGCGCAGGUGCUGGCCGUCCCCCUCCGCGCUGGCGGGCGCAAGAAGCAGCUCGUUGGCGCCGCCGACGGCGACUUCUGCUGGCUCACGCAGGAGGACCUCGUGCGCUACUUCCUCAACUACAUCUGCCUCGUCUACAAUGUGGCGGCGCGCUCCGUGUCCUCCCUCGGGCUCGUGCGCGCCGACUUCCUCUCGGUGCGCCCCGGCGAGGCGGCCCUGUCCGCCGUGCCCCUCAUCCGCCGCGCCGUCGCCACGGAGACGGCGGUUGCCGUGGUCGCCGAAGACGGGCACCUCGUCGGCGAGAUCUCCCCUGCCCUUCUCGCGGCCUGCGACGAGACGGCGGCGGCAGCCAUCGCCACGCUCUCGGCCGCCGACCUCAUGGCCUACAUCGACCACUACGUGUCGCCGCCUGAGCACAUCCUGCGCGCCGUCAAGGCCGGACUGAAGGACAAGGGCCUGGACGCCUUGCUUGCGCUGGUUGAGGACGAGACGCUGUCAUCGUUCUCGUCCCUCUCCUCCGCGUCCUCCUCGUCCGACGAGGAGGCAGGCCGGGCGCAGCUGAGGCGUCCGUCGUCGGGGAGCUACGGGCGGCGGGCGGCUGACGAGCCGGUGGUGUGCAGCCCCGCGAGCUCACUGGUGGCCGUCUUGGUGCAGGCCCUCGCGCACAGGGUGAGCUACGUCUGGGUCCUCGACGAGGACAACGACUGCCGCCUCGCCGGCAUCGUCACGUUCGCGGACGUGCUGAGGGUUUUCCGGGAGCAGCUGCUGUGAGGCCUGACGAGUGCUUACUGUUUCCUGGCUCCCAUCUUGUGGUGUCAUGGAAUUGAGAAGAAUAUGAGCUCUUGUUUCUGAAACAUUUUUAUUUGAAGAGUAUGUGUUUGCUUGCUUGGUAGCCAGUUCAGAAUUCAGAUGAACAGCUUUGACAUUGGUGCGUUUUCAUUAAAUUUCUUCCUAUUAAU
Messenger RNA from Zea mays, 1479 nucleotides. Its product is annotated as CBS domain-containing protein CBSX5. NCBI's taxonomy places the organism in Eukaryota, Viridiplantae, Streptophyta, Magnoliopsida, Poales, Poaceae. The record is from RefSeq and is marked provisional. Gene Ontology annotation, cellular component: nucleus; cytoplasm.